Molecule: messenger RNA, 452 nt
Organism: Camellia sinensis
Lineage: Eukaryota; Viridiplantae; Streptophyta; Magnoliopsida; Ericales; Theaceae
Source: RefSeq, a predicted model, not a curated record
AUGCAUUGCUGAAAGUGCGAGUGAAGGUUCAAGCGAAGGAAGUGAUGCAAAUUCUCAAAAUGUAUGUAUUAUGUGACAUGGUUUUUAUAAAUGGAUGACUUGAGUGCUUGGGACUCACAAAUGAAGUCAGGAUCCAGGCAAGAUUCUUUCGAAGCUGAAGCAUCUCAGAAUGGUGGAACUAUGCAUGGUUCUCAGAAUGGAGGACCAAAUACACCUCCAAUGAUGGUGAACCAAACAAUGCCCAUCAUGCCAGUGGCAGCAGCAGGUGCUCCAGGUGUACCUGGUCCCACCACAAACUUAAAUAUUGGUAUGGACUACUGGGGUGCUGCAACUUCUUCCACUCUUCCUGCACUGCAUGGGAAGGCACCUCCUACUCCAGUUGCAGGAGGAAUGGUCACUGCUGGAUCACGGGACAGUGUUCAGUCACAGCUUUGGCUACAGGAUGAAAGAGA